Molecule: messenger RNA, 1808 nt
Organism: Cajanus cajan (pigeon pea)
Lineage: Eukaryota; Viridiplantae; Streptophyta; Magnoliopsida; Fabales; Fabaceae
Product: chaperone protein dnaJ 49
Biological process (GO): cellular response to misfolded protein
Cellular component (GO): endoplasmic reticulum membrane
Molecular function (GO): Hsp70 protein binding
Source: RefSeq, a predicted model, not a curated record
CAUUCAGGAUUCACCACCAUCCCAAAUUGAGUCCAAUAGGUAGUAGGUAGACAAAAGUGAAGCAGCAAGGAAGGAUAUGUUACAAUUAUACAAUAAUGAUUAAUGAGUGAAAUUGAAAGUGCUAGUGCCAGAGAAGAACACUCUUCGCUCGCUCUAACUCUGUAACAACACACGUCUCCCUCCACUCCCCAAUCCUAUUUAUUGCUCACACCACUCUCUCAAAUCCCUAAUCCCAAUUAGGUUCCCAAUUCCGCCAUGCGCCACUGCUCCACCUAGCCAACCAUGGAAGGCAACAAGGACGAAGCAUUGCGCUGCGUCCGCAUCGCCCAGGAAGCCAUCGCUUCGGGGAACAAAGAACGCGCCCUCAAAUUCCUCACAAUCGCGCGCCGCCUCAACCGCGAUUUGCCCCUCCAAUCGCUCCUCGACACGUGUCACCGCCUCGACUCCCGCUCCUCCUCCGCCGCCGCCGCCGCCGCGCCGGCCGACGCGCCCUCCCCGCCGCGCGAGGUCAGGAAUAAUUACACCGAAGAGAACGUUAACCUGAUUAGGGAAAUCAAAUCGAAGAGCGAUUACUACGCUAUUCUUGGAUUAGAGAAAAACUCCUCCGUCGAAGAGAUUCGAAAGGCUUAUAGGAAACUCUCGCUCAAGGUUCAUCCCGAUAAGAACAAAGCUCCUGGCUCUGAAAACGCCUUCAAGAAGGUUUCCAAGGCUUUCAAGUGCUUGAGCGACGAUGGUUCUAGAAGGAUCUACGACCAGACCGGCACGCUCCACGAAUUCGACAACUCCGAGGUCAACUCUUUCCGACGCCGGAGAAGAAGAGCCACGGCGACGACAACGACGCGGGAUUUCUUCGACGAAGAGUUCGACCCCGACGAGAUUUUCCGAGCGUUCUUCGGCCACUCCGACGUGUUUGGGCGAAACCACGUUUACAGAGGCCGCGGAAUGGGGAACCAGCACAACCAGCGGCACGAGGUCAACGCUGGAUCGGGUGGGAGGCACCACAACGUGAUGCUUUUGAUUCAGCUUUUGCCGUUUUUGAUCAUUGUGCUGCUUGCGUACUUGCCGUUCUCCGACCCGGAGUAUUCCCUGCACAAGCAUUAUGCUUACCAGGUUCCCAAGACCACGGCGCAGCACGGGGUUCAGUUCUUCGUGAAAUCGGCGGCGUUUGAGGCCAGGUACCCGCCGGGGAGCGAUGCUCGGAGGGCGGUUGAGGAGAGUGUGGUGAAGGAUUAUAGGAACAUGCUUCGGAGGUAUUGCCAGGUGGAGAUGCAGAGACGGAGCUGGAAUAGGAACCUGCCUGCUCCUCACUGUGAUAAGCUCAAGAGCAUUGCUGGGGUGGCGUGAAGGACAGUGAUCUGUCAGCACAUAUGUCUCAGCAGAAUAUCUCAGCCAUGAGCCUCUCUUGUCCAGUUGCCUUCUGGUCAUGCUCUAGCACCUGGAGGAGCAUAAACCUCUCCUCUCCUUUCUGAGUGAUCGACAGAGUCACAGACACCUGACCACUGAUGUCUCAGGCAAGUCCCUAGCCUUCAUUUCCAGUUUGAGACACUACUCUGUCAUCCUUGAAACUGCUUGACUAUGUCUCCACCACAAUUCUCCUGUUUUGUUCCCUCUCUGUCUGGCCUUGUUGGUAUGUGAUAAACUCAGAAUGGUAAAGUCAGAAUAACUGCUCCCUUUAUCAGCGGCAUGAUGCUUUGAAAUCUUUGGGUCCCACUGAAGUGGGAUUGUUCCACUUCCACUUCUGAUUCAUUGGUUGCAUUCCUUCCCUUCUCUGAUAUAUCAAGCAUUCUGUAAACCACAACUGUAAUCCC